AUGGUGCUGAAGGAGCUUCCCGGUAAAAAGGCGUCCUCUGAAGGAAACCCCCUCCUCACCGUGACAACCAAGCUGGUCGGGGAGCAGCAGGAGAGUCGGCCCCUGCUGAGCCCCUCCAUCGAUGACUUCCUGUUGGAGAGUCGCAGCGACACCUCGUCAGUCCGACCAAUCAGCUCCAACACAGCAGUUCUGUCCACAGCACUGGACCUGGUGGACCUCAGCGAGCCCAGCGCCGGGGGCAGCGCCGGGGGCAGCCGGAGGAGGAGCCCUCUGAGGAGGAAGGGCAGCUCCAAGAGUCCUCGACACCGAGCGAGAGCCGACGAGACGGAGCUGAUCCAGGUGGAGGUGGAACACCUGCCGAGUCCCAGAACACCUGAGAGGGUCUCGCUGGACUCAGUCAGUCUGUCGUCUCCUCUGGACAAAUGGGACGAGGUGAACCUGGACGUGGAGGACGGCGUUCGCAGGAGGAGAUACGAGAAGAGAUGCACGUCCCAUCACUCAUCCAGCGAGCUGCUGUGGUAAACACACUUCACUCCAGAUCCUAUGAAGGAAGCUGCUGCUGCUGACCUCUCUGUGUUUCAGGACUGUGGGGCGUCCAGACAGCGCCGCCGGACUCGAUCUCUGCUGGCCAGAAACGAAUCUCUGGAGGACGAGUUUGUCAGAGCGAAGGCUGCUGUGGAGUCGGACACAGAGUUCUGGGAUAAGAUGCAGGCCGAGUGGGAGGAGCUCGCUCGGAGGAACUGGCUGGAGGAUUCGGAGGACCAGCGUCCGAUCCCGCCCACCGUCUCACCUGCUGAGAAGGGUUACUACUUCAACACCAACAACCCGUACAGAGACUGGCCCAACGCCUUCGCUGAAGGCCAGGAGAAAGCUCGAGAGGGAGACCUGAACGCUGCCGUGCUGCUGCUGGAGGCCGCCAUCUUACAAGACCCGCAGGACUCGGAGUUAUGCAACACAGCAUUUGGUAUUACAGGCAGUGACAUCUGA
Stegastes partitus (bicolor damselfish) is the source of this 987-nucleotide messenger RNA. Its product is annotated as PEX5-related protein-like. The transcript has 9 exons. Lineage: Eukaryota; Metazoa; Chordata; Actinopteri; Pomacentridae. Gene Ontology annotation, molecular function: protein binding. The record is from RefSeq and is a predicted model, not a curated record. Gene Ontology annotation, cellular component: peroxisomal membrane; cytosol. Gene Ontology annotation, biological process: protein import into peroxisome matrix, docking.